AGUAACGAUGAUUAUGGAACUUAUCUUGGUAAAAAACUUAACGCAGAUGAAUGUCAAUUUAUUUAUUUAAGAGAUAAAGAUGUCAAAACAACUGAGUUAUUGAGAUGGUUAUUAUAUGGUCUUGGUUUUAUUUUUGAGCAUAGCAUACCAGAUAGAAAUGACUACAUUAUAGUUUACAAAAAUAAUAUAGAAUCAAGUAUUAAUGGUUAUGUUAAUAUAAGAUUUGAAAAAGAUAAAUCUGUUUCUGGAAUAAUUUUAUGUAAUUUUGGAAGAAACGGAACUUUUAUAUCUGAAGAUAAUUAUGUACUUAUAUCUACAAGUGGUAUGACUCCGUCAAGAUAUUUUAGAAUAAUGUAUAAAGAAAUACAACCUAGUACUAUUUAUAAUCAAAUCAUUUAA
Strongyloides ratti is the source of this 399-nucleotide messenger RNA. RefSeq names its product Metallopeptidase, catalytic domain-containing protein. The annotation marks the transcript as partial. The transcript is spliced from 2 exons. Lineage: Eukaryota; Metazoa; Nematoda; Chromadorea; Rhabditida; Strongyloididae. Gene Ontology annotation, molecular function: metallopeptidase activity. The record is from RefSeq and is a predicted model, not a curated record.